GAACUCCGCUUGUUGUUCUUUCGUCUAUGCUCAUUGGCGCGACUACCCUUUUUACCACUCUUUGUUUUUGAUGGUGAUGAAAGACCCAAGAUAAAACGAGGCAGCAAGAUGGGGAAAUCGGGAUCCCACGGCCUUACGUCUGAGAUGAAGAGACUGUUGGAAAUAUUUGGCAUGGAAUGGAGAACGGUGAAGCGGACGUGAUCCGAACACGCUCGACUGCUGAUGUUUUUCAGGUUCUCGGUGAAGCAGAAGCCGAACUGGCUCAUCUCAAUAGAUAUGGCGUUAUAGAUGCAGUCUUGACGGAUGAUGUAGAUGCGCUUGUUUUCGGUGCCCUUCGGGUUAUGAAAAAUUCAAGUCUAACGCUUUCUGGGAACAAGUCCAAUCCCGCAUUGGAUUCGGAGGGCAAACCCAGCAAACACCAUGCUAUGAUAUACACAGCAGAAGCUAUUAGGAGACGCCCAGAGGUAGGGCUCACUAGAGGGGGGUUUGUUCUCUCUGCGAUGCUUGUGAAAGGAGACUAUGGUGAUGGCGUAAGGGAUGUUGGCAGAGGUAUCGCGCUUGGCUUGGUACGCUGUGGAUUCGGCGACGAACUUCUCGAAUUAUUUCACCGCCGUUCCAUCGAAGACAUUUGGCCAGCACUUGCACGCUGGCGCUCCAGCGUCAACUUGGAAUUGCACACCAACUCCCGGAAACAGCUUCGGCACUCGUACUCGACACUUUCCUUACCGCUAGACUUUCCAAAUAUGCAGAUACUCGAGAAUUAUAUCGGUCCAGUAUGCAGUGCCCGGGUAGGAAGCAUGGGUGGUGGAAAAAUGCGUGACAACGGAGAGCUGAAUCUUGCCCGAGCCGCAGCGUUCUGCGAGGAGAAGUUCGGAGAGUGGGGUUACCCAACUGCGAUUAUAAAGAGGUUCCGAAGCCUGAUGUGGGAGGCGGCAAUAAUGAGGGUUCUCAGGAGAGCUGCGCUUGAAGCUGACAAGAAAGAGAGGACAAAACGUCUCGAGCACGGCGAAAGCUCCGUCAUAAAAGGGCCACCGACUCCCUCUCCUGCUGAGGCAGUUGGGACGCCGGCUUACCUCGUGAACAAGUAUCUCCCUACGACAGACGUAAACCGUCGUCGUGCGGCGUUUUCCCUUCAACCCUCCUUCGAAGGACAUAACUCUCGUAAUGGGUCAUUGAUCACGAAGAUUUAAGGAACGCGCCAGCAUGUAUCCACUGAUGGCCUUCUGGAGUACCGUGUUGAAGUGUGUCCUUCACAGUCUGUAGAAAUUGCUCAAUCAGGUAUCAAGGGUAAACGAUCCGAGCCCACAGGCCAUGCCACUGCUUCGGAUGUCAAUCAGUAGCUCGCAAGCGCAAGCCACGAAGAGAACUACCAAAAAGUUGCCACCCGAUCCGCAUAGCAAUAUGCGUGUUUGGAUUCCUGUUUCUAUGAUUCGACAGGUCGAGCCUUGUCUUGCCAUUGACUAUGAAGCCAAGCAAGAGAAGAGCAUUCACAAAACCCCAGGAAGCGGUGUAGUACAGAGACAAGGGACGGGUAAAGCACAGGCCGAACCAGGCACUGAGGAGAGAAGCGA
Messenger RNA from Suillus subaureus, 1571 nucleotides. RefSeq lists its product as uncharacterized. Gene Ontology annotation, molecular function: 5'-flap endonuclease activity. The coding region runs from base 177 to 1190 and encodes 337 amino acids. The record is from RefSeq and is a predicted model, not a curated record. NCBI's taxonomy places the organism in Eukaryota, Fungi, Basidiomycota, Agaricomycetes, Boletales, Suillaceae. The transcript is spliced from 3 exons.